AUGGAAUAUCUUGAACAAUUUACAGUGAUUGAUAAAAAUAGAGAUGGAAUCAUUUCAAGAAGGGAUUUAUUUAAAUAUGCAUUAAGUAUUGGUGAAGAUUUGUCUAUGGUUGAUAGAUGGUUAAGACUUUUCGAUACAAAUGAUAAAGGCAUAAUCACAAUUGAAGAUGUCAGUCGUACUCUGGGUGUACCACCUCCGAAAUUUUAUGAUGAAAGAUAUAAUCGACGACUUAAUGGAAAAUUUGAAUCAUCCAGUGAUGUUUUUCAUCAAGCUGCAGCAAAAUUUCGUUCAACUGAAGAUAUUACACGUUAUUCACAAUCAUCAUUAACAUCUACAGAAAAUUUAUCAAUGCAUAAACGUAGUUAUUCUACUGAUAAUGUACCAUCAGAUUAUCAUAGAUCAAAAGUUGAUAAUUCAUGGCAACUAAAUGAUGAACCAUUACUUAUAGAAUAUUCAGAUGAAAAAAUUAAAGAGAAAUUAAAUCAAUUAAUUGAAAUAGCUAUUAAAAAACAAAUUGAUAUUCAAACAAUACCACAAUUUAUAGCAAUAGCAUUAGAAAAGAAUAUGGUCGUAAUUGGCAUGUAA
This is a messenger RNA of Schistosoma mattheei, 585 nucleotides long. The record is from the annotation of a GenBank genome assembly. NCBI's taxonomy places the organism in Eukaryota, Metazoa, Platyhelminthes, Trematoda, Strigeidida, Schistosomatidae.